CCGCUCGGAGCGGCCAUGGCGGAGCGGAGCCGCGGCGCCGGGCGGGGGUUGGUGCUGCUGCUGCUGCUGGCCGGCUCGGCCGCCAGCCCCGCAGAGGAGGGCGGCGGGCGGCGGGAGGCGGGCGGCGGCGAGCAAGGCGAGGAGGCGGCGCGGCCCCACCACGACUCCUCGUACGGCACCUUCGCCAACGAGUUCUACGACCUGCGCUACCUCUCCGAGGAGGGUUACCCUUUCCCUACUGCUCCUCCUGUGGAUCCUUUUGCAAAAAUCAGAGUGGAUGACUGUGGAAAAACCAAGGGAUGCUUCAGGUACGGUAAACCUGGAUGCAAUGCAGAGACUUGUGACUACUUUCUAAGUUACCGUAGAAUUGGAGCUGAUGUUGAAUUUGAGCUGAGUGCCGAUACUGAUGGCUGGGUGGCAGUGGGAUUUUCCUCAGACAAGAAAAUGGGAGGAGAUGAUGUCAUGGCUUGUGUUCAUGAUGAUAAUGGAAGGGUCCGAAUACAGCACUUUUAUAAUGUCGGUCAGUGGGCUAAAGAAAUCCAGAGGAAUCCUGCUAGAGAUGAAGAAGGGGUUUUUGAAAACAAUCGUGUAACAUGUCGAUUCAAGCGUCCUGUAUAUGUUCCCCGAGAAGAAACCAUUGUAGAUCUGCACUUGAGUUGGUACUAUCUGUUUGCUUGGGGUCCAGCAAUUCAGGGUUCUAUAACUCGUCAUGAUAUAGACUCACCACCGGUAUCAGAGCGUGUUGUCAGUAUUUACAAGUAUGAAGACAUUUUCAUGCCAUCAGCUGCCUAUCAGACCUUCUCUUCUCCAUUCUGCUUGCUCCUCAUUGUUGCACUGACCUUCUAUUUAUUGAUGGGAACCCCAUGACUGAUGGAAAAUACCAAGAAUUUGUCAGUGGAAGUUUCUCAGGAUGGACAGCUAUACAGAUGGACGAUGCAUUUUUGUAUUGGGAUUUAUAUCACAUCAUCACCAUCAUCUAGCUGCUUUUGAACAUAGUUAGCUUCUCAGAAGAAUGAAAUAACCAUCUGCUUUGAGUGGCAGAGUGGGGAAAAAUCAUUUUAGAAUAAUCAGUGAACACAUAGGAGAAUAUUUUCAGUGUUGUGACUACUUACUUUUGUAAAAUCAAUGCGUGUGUGUGCAUAUGUGUGCUUUGGGGGGGGUGUCUGUAUGGGUAUUUAGGUGAAUUUGAUGAUGAACAUCUUAUCAAAUAACAACAUUGCCUUCCAAAUUGCUUCCAAAAAGCAAAUUUGGGAAAAUAUUAGAAUGCUGGUUGGUACUUCUGGAGGAGACAGAAUGACUCCAGGUAUAGUUUCAGAACUUAAGAUCUGAAUACCGACACAGCAAUAUAAAAUCUGCCCUUCAAUAAUCGACAGUUCUCCCUUUCUUUUUUGAUAUUUAUAAAAGUUUACUUACUCUGGCACUUUCCAAAACUAAACCUGCAUAAUCAAGCAUUAAUGUGACUUAUUAUUGAAUAGAAAAGAGGUGAUGAAUGUCUUCAUAACGGUGGUGUUUCAACAGCCUUCUUGAAAGAAAUAGCCACUUCUUUUAUGAGUAAGGUAUAAAGUUAUUGAUACAGGGGCAAUCAAGUAAUGUAAAUUCUCCAUACACAGGCAGAACAGGUGUAAAACAUAGAGGAUACAGAAGUUCCCAACAAGCCAUAGGACGUCCUCCCAAUAGAUUAAAUAAUUCUUUUUCUUUUUAUGAAAAAACAGUAAUAUUGCUGACAUGUAAAUAUGUUUUUAAGCCGUUGUGUAGUAGCAUGAAGUAAUCUGGUUUUCUGUGUUUUAUGCCUGUAUAUCCCAUUCAUGUUAAAUAUGAAUAUGGGCAGCUAGUGUUAACUUACAAAUAAAUGAAAAUAUAAUUGAGAUUAUUUGUAAGGAAAGAUAGGGAUAAGAAAAGCAGCAUCUUUGGUUUCAUCAAACCAUUGCUAAAAUGUAGUUACUGUGGGAAAAGAUGAGAUAAAAAGAAAAUAUAGCAUUUUUUUCUAUCACCAAUAAAUAUUACAAAGAUGAAAGCUAAAUAUUACCAAAAUGGAAAGUCAAAAUGUAUUUAUGAGCCACAGAAUAAUAUGAAAAACUUUGAUUUCUUGUGGAGAAUUUACAUUCUUCACAUAAUAGGAAGUGUAUGACAUAUGUAUAUGAGUGCUUAGGUAAGGUUCUAACUUGCAUUAAAAUUCUCUUUAAAUAGAAUUAAAAUUUAAAUUGUAUCAAAGUUCUACCUGAUGUAGUAUGCUUGAGGACUCUGUAACAUAGGAUCUGGUAAAGGAUACGAUGGACCUUCUUUCUAUUGUCCUUGCUGCAUAGAGUGAAGAGCAUUCACUACCCUUGCUGGAUUAGCAUUGUUAUUCAUGGACUGAAGUUCUUAGACAAUCUUUUUUUUCACUUUCUGCAUUCUUCAAACCUAUGCUUAUAGCAUAUUAGUAUAUUAUCUAGUUUUGAAAAGGAAUUUCUCUCCAUCACACUUUAUCCCUAUUUCAGAAGAAAGAUUGCUUAGUAAUAUGCGUUUUCAUUGAUGUCUUUAAGACUUUGCUCACUUAAAAUUGCUGGAUUAAGUUCAAGAGGGCGGAGAGAAAUUCAGAAUGAAGUGAACUUUGAAAAUACAUAUAAUAGCUUUACGUAGAAUAAAUUACCUUUCCCAAGUUGAAUAAUCUACUCAUCAUUUGAUGAUAUACAUAGUGGAGACCACUUAAUGAGGAAGACUGGCUUUGUUCUAUCGUGGCUGUGAAACUAAGACUUAAGAUUGGCUGAAGCAGGGGCUUGAAGCCUUGAAUAAUGAGUUCGGUAUUCAGCAACCAGGUGAAGAAAUGAUUAGGGCAAAUUCUUUUUCCUUUGUGCUAAUUUAUAUGCAGCUGUGAUAGCUGAAGUACUGCAGUUCCUUCUCAGAGAUUACAGCUAUUUUAAGUAGCCUCAGGGUUGCUUUAGUUUAUGGCCUUGUAUUUACUGUUUUAGUUUCAGGUAUUUACCUGAUUACUGGCUAAAGGGCUAAUCUAAUCAUUUAAAGGUAUUGAAGUAGGAGAAAAACCCAUUUUGGCUCCUCUUUUCUUCUAUAGUACAGUGCUAGAUUUAGGAUAGCUGGCUGGGUCCAAGCAUGGAGGUACAGUAAAGAUGACAAUUAUAAUAUGAAAGUAAACAUGCAACACCCUUAAACCUGCUUUCCACUUACGUGGAAUCAGCUGUGUUUAAAGUUCAGGCUCUAAAGCAAUAGCAAAUGCAGAGUAGAGGCACAGCUGGUUUUUGUGGCGGACAGUAUAUGUCCACUGCAAAGUAUAAACUGCUUCAGUCUUCAGCUGCAUUAUGCACGUUCUCAGUUAGGGUAAAAGUAAGUUUAUUUCCCUUUUCAGGUUGCUUGUUAAGUGUGCUGUCUGGUGGGUUUUGUUGUAUGUUCUUUUUUGAAGCAUUGGCAGAAACCUGCACUUUUUUAAAAAACUCACACAAGCUUCAAAAUACUUAACUAUCACUAAUUAUGUGUUUUUAAUCAAAUGAGAGGAAACAGAAGCCCACAACAAGCAGUCAAGCAAUCUAUUAUUUACAUUUCAACUGAUGGUUGAGUUUAGCUUUAUUAUUAUUCAUUAAUAAACUAUUCCAAAAUUUUGCAUACUACUUCCCAGGUAUCAAAAACCAUAAAUCCAGCUUUGAACACUUUGCUCGUAGCAGAGGUCAAAUAGACGAAAGUUUAAGGAGAGCUCAGAAUAGCUGUGGCAGGUUAGAAGCAGGGGUUGGGGUAAGUUUCUUUUAGUGAAAGAAGUUUGCUGUCUUGUGGCAUUUUAUCUGAGAGGUGCUCUUCAGAUUGGGAAAAGCAGGAAUGGGAGAGUUAAGUAGGCAAAGAAAGGUGUGGGUGCUUGGAAACUAGUAGUUGGGAAGAAAUAUGAGAACAAAAUGGGCAUAAGAGAAAUGAGGAGGCUUUAUCAGUAGUACUUAACUUUGUAUGAUACUUCGUAAGUCUUAACAUUUGAGUGGGCAUAGUGACGUCAUGGAAGGUUUUCUGGUUUUCAUAUGUUUUUUUCUUUUUAACAUGGAAAAGUAGAAUUGAUCCAUGCUACACAAAGUUACUACAAAUUAACUUUCUUCAAAGUAAUUUUUAAGUGUUUAUGACAUGGCAGAUAGUUUGUUGGAUUUCUCUAAUUAGCAGGUAUCAACACCAACCAAAGGAAAAUGUCUCCCUCAGAAAGAAAAGCAGACAUUUCCUUCUAUAAAUCAAAUUAAUUUUUAGUUCCCUUAUGGUGACUACUAGCAAGCAGCUGUUACCGAACACAUUUUCAAAGUACUUUUAUUUUGAGAAUUACUUGCUGCAGGGUGACCUGACACAGAUGCAUAGAGUUUAGAAAGUGCCUGUUUAGAGUUUGGUGUCCUUUGGAAAUUUAACUUUGAUUAUUAAUUACAAAGAUAGUACUGGCAAAGAUCUUAGGGCUUCAGUUAAUGUCCUUGAAUAUGCUCCUUCCAUGUAGAGCAAAAUUUAGUUGUGACCAUUGCUCACCAUUGCAAUACAUUAACCAUAUCACCACCCUUUCCUUACUCUGCCCAUCUUAUCUAGAAUGUUUUAUACUUUUUUUGUAAGUCAGGUGGAAGUGAAAUCAGCUACUUAUAUUUGUGACGGUAUUGCAAAGGGUCCUUAUGUUUUUGACUGUAAUGUCUGACUGGUACGCUGCUACAAAUAGUAAGCUAGGCUUAAAAUCACAUUAAUAAAAAGUGGGAUAGGAGAGAGAGAAAAAUAAGUGGCAAGGAAAAGCAGUUGUAAUGUUUUUGUUUAAUUCACUGUAAUAAAAUAGCUAUAUGUAUUUUUAUGCAUAGGUGAGAUACUCCCACAUAAUAAUUCACCCCCCACCCCCCAAAUGCCUAUCUGAUUUGAUGAUUUCAAUGGAUACUGGAUGGUGCUGUCUUGAGAAUUCUGUUAUUGUAAGGGAAAUACUCUGGGUUUGAAAGAGAACAUAUUGAUGAGAAAAGUUUGAAAUCCCUCUGUGGCCUUCUUGUCCUUCUUGAUUGAUUUUUAAAUACUUGGACAAGAAGAAAAUAAACACUUGUAGUUUUCCUAAUCUGAAGAAACCCCCAGAUUGGGUUAAAAGUUAUCAAAGUUUUAUUUGUCACUGACCUUUCCAGUCUUCAAUGCAGGGGUUAGAGAAUGACUGGAGUGUCGUGUAUAUUAGUAAACCCAAGCAGCAGUUUUGAAGCUGGCUUGGAGCACCAUAUCCUGGGUCUGAACCAAGAAGAGGAGUCCUGCAAGUACUUCCAUAUGCUCAGUGGCUACUGCAAAAUGGAAAUAACGAACAGCACAACUCAGCCUGCACCAAAUCCCUUAAAUACGUCUAUCUUCUUUUACCAAACUGCGGAUGGUGUUUUUACUGUGAGUUUUUAUGCCUAGUCGUCCUCUGAAAAGUACUGUGCUCCUUGUCAGUGGCCUGCAUCCUGUCCCCUUUUCCACAGCUGCCUUAUGCUGUUUCUUGAGGUGAUCCCGAGAAAUCCUAGUCCAGCUGUGAAGAGGAGUUAGUGGGUAAGGUGGACUGACACACAGCUGUCUUCCUGGUUAUCCAGGUCACAAUUCGAAACCUGUGUCAUUGAUGACACUCCAGUUACCUGUAAGUAAAUGACUGUUCUAAGAGUAAGGGAAAGGGAAGAGACGCAUCUGCCUGGUUUUUGUCUGUUUUUUUCUUAUUUUCCCAUCCCUCCAACACAUCAGGCAUUUACAAAGAAGCAAAUUAUUCUCCUUUUGGGGAACAGACCCUCUGUCUGGUCUGUUUCAUCUCUUCUGAGACCAAUGGAAGUUUUCACUAUGCUGUACUGUAUAGGCAGAAUUAAAGCUUAUAUGCAAGCUUCGUAACUUUUACUAGCAUUAAAUUCCAUUUCGUGACUCUGUGGUUUUGAUGGUUUGGCCACCCAGUGAAGUGGGUUUAUGCCUCCCCCCUUUAUUUAGCAUCUUCAAAUAGUUUCCUCAAAGAAAAGUGUUGGGUAAUAGCUUUAAGAGAAGGAAGCAUGUAUUUUACAGAUUUACAAGAAGUCUAAUAUCACUUGUUUUCAGAGAUACCUGUUUUUGAGAGUGCUGAGUUAUAUGAGUUAUACCAGUUAUAUGAGGUAGAACUGGUCUAGAGUCUUAGAUUUAUGAUAGAAGCAGAAAAAUACCUAUUACCAUUGUUUCAGUGCUUCAUGGGCCUGUGUAUGUACAUAACUUGCGUGAAUUGGCCCCCUCCUUUUCAGCCCUGACUCCACAAUGUGUAAUGAAUAGUCAAAGUGAUCUGCUUGAAUACUAUACAGCAAGGCAUAGGUGACCUCAAACAGUUUGGGAUAGAGGAGCAGAAAGACUAGUGGUAAGGCUGAAUCACAAGGAAGAGCUAGUGGUUUUGGCAUAUGUCCUGUUUUUGCAUGAGUUUACAUGUGGCAGAGCAUACCUGUUACUUUUAAUCACAAGCAAAUAUUACUUGAUGUGACUAGAAGGAAGAGAAUUGACUUCAAUGAGAAGUUAGCUUUUAUGCAAGUUCUACCAGUAUAAGGGCCAGUGUGGGCAGAAGAUCGGAUUGUGCCUCAAGAUGUGUACUCCCAUGAAACUCCAAGGUAAGAGCUAGAGGAUCAAACUUGCCUUUGGAAGUAUGAGAACCUGUCAAGACCCUGUAGACAGUAGUGACAGUUGGCUGCUGCCUCUGUACCUGCUCACUGGCCAUUUUACAAACUACUGCUGGAGCAGCAGGAAUAUCAAAAGAUGGAGGCUCUACAUCUCUUCUAUUUAUUGAUGAUAUGUCAACUUCUUGCCACAUCUUUUUCUGUAUCUAAUUACUUCUGUGUAAUUUAUAUGUCAAAGUAUCUGAUUUUUGCAGAUACAAAGUAAGAGCUAGGUAAACUUUCCUUUUCUAAACCUAUUUUAUUAGUAUGAAAUAAUCAUUUAGGUAACUUCCUUUUUGUAUUUUGAUUUUUAUAGUCGGUUUGGUAAAAUUAUGUAUACUUGAACUUGGUUAUUUAACUCAUCUAAUUUGGGCUCAGAUUGUUAGGCAAAACCAGUGUAAUUUUGAAAUGUCGAGGAGGACGUGUGCAGCUUGUGGAGCUGAUAGGUGUGAAAAAUCAAACUGGAAAGACAUUACUUUCUUUGAAAAUCUGUGAUUUGAGUUGGCAGUAACAGUGAAUCUGCUGUAAGGAAAAGGGCAGGUUGUUUUUUUUCUUUUCUUUCAUUGCUAAGUAGUUUGAAUUGCACUCAUAGACUCAGAAUAUUUCAAGUUGGAAGGGACCUAUAAGGAUUGUUGAGUCCAACUCCUUGCUCCCAGCCGGACUGCCUGCAAUGAAGCCAUAUGGCUAAACUUCGUCUAGAUGCUCCUAGAAUUCUGUCAGACUUGGUGCCAUGAUCGCUUCCCUGAAGAGCCUGUUCCAGUGACCAAACAUCCUCGCGGUGAAGAACAUUUUCCUAAUGUCCAAUCUGAACUUCCCCUGACAGACCUUCGUAGUCACUCACAACUGUUCUUUUGCCCCACUUCUGCAUUUUGUCUCUAAGUAAGAAUGCUCUUUCAAACCAUGUGAGGUUGGAAUACGUGCAAAACAUCACAGACGCUAUGUUAGAACAGCUGCUGCUCCAUCUAGGCUACUUUUGAUCUGUAAUCAGAGGCUACUUAGGAAUGCCCUUACAAGGUGAGCUUUUAUGUGGUACUCUUAAGAAACUCUCUUUAAAAAUCUUGCACUCUUUAUAGACUAAAGCAUUACAGAAUUACCUGAUAGCAGUACUUUUCUGAGCUGUUUUUAAAUUAUGCUUGCUUAAAUUCAUUUUUACAUUUUUAAAGAAUUAAUUGGAUUUUUCAAAAGCGCCGAGCAGCUGCAAAUCUUUUAUGGUUCCAAUGGCUACUGAGGACAGAGACUGUUUUAUGGCAAAUGGUAAUUGCAAUGUAUUGCCUAAUUUACUUUCACAUCUCUCUUUUAUGCUUGACAACGUUCAGUUCAAUUUCAUAAGAUGGUAAUAAUGGAAGACUAAGUAAAGGAACAAUUAACUUAGUUUGUGUACUGAGGAAUAAAAAUAUUGUUGCAGACAUUUUACAACAGUGAUCUGCAAAGUUUAGACUAAUGAAAAAUUAUUAAUUAUUAAUUAUUAAUUAUUCUCAGGUUUAAUAUUUAGGCAAUGUAAAUUUGAUGAAGGUAUUUGUGUGUGUGUGUGAGUUUGAGAAUUAUAUUAGAGAGUUUAAAAACAAAAAGGUAGACUCUGCUUUAGAGAGAAAAGAAGACAAAACAUAGAAUCCUACAUGUUCCCUGACUCCUAGCUGAUUUAUUGGAGGGCAGAGUGAUAUGGAAGAAUAUAUAGAAUACUGAGAUGUUACCAGCUUUUAUAUAUUAACCUUUUGCCACCUUCUUCAGUGCAAAAAUUAACCACACAUUAGGUUUUUUACAGUAUUAUCUUUCUUUCUUUCCCAGCCAAGAUGAAAAGAGGAUAAGUUCAGUAAGUCAAGACAAUACUGUCGUAGAGUAUUAGGAUAAUAGGAGAGGAAGCACAGAUGCCAUAUGUAAAUAUAGGGGGGAAAAAAACUUAUUAUUUACAUAUAAAAUGUGAUAUCUGCUUUUGAAAUAUUUGACUUCACAU
Cuculus canorus (common cuckoo) is the source of this 8535-nucleotide messenger RNA. RefSeq names its product ferric chelate reductase 1 like (gene FRRS1L). Gene Ontology annotation, biological process: regulation of glutamate receptor signaling pathway. Lineage: Eukaryota; Metazoa; Chordata; Aves; Cuculiformes; Cuculidae. The coding region runs from base 16 to 867 and encodes 283 amino acids. The transcript is spliced from 5 exons. The record is from RefSeq and is a predicted model, not a curated record.